This is a messenger RNA of Plasmopara halstedii, 243 nucleotides long. RefSeq lists its product as uncharacterized. Lineage: Eukaryota; Oomycota; Peronosporomycetes; Peronosporales; Peronosporaceae. The record is from RefSeq and is a predicted model, not a curated record. The transcript has 3 exons. The coding region runs from base 1 to 243 and encodes 80 amino acids.
AUGAUACAGCGAAUUUCUGCUGAGAAAGAAAAUGGACUAAAUCCAGAUGAGCCCAGGAGUUGGUGGACACCAGCACAUGCGACUCUUCGUCGCGGUUUCCUGUUUAUAAAAAGAGGUGAUACAGUUGCGCUACACAAGUCCAUCGAGCGCACUAGUAAAAGCCUUACAAAUAACGAUCCAUCACUUCCAGUUCUUGCUGUCGACGGCCUGGCAAUUUUGUAUGGAAGUUUUUCAAGUCUCUAA